UUAAGUUGUGAAAUCGGUUCAGUUUAUUUGUCAGUAGUUAUAAUUUACCAUUCGGUCGCUGAAUCAACUUUGUCGGAUUUUUUUGGUUCGAAUGAACUAAUAAAGAGACAACUUAAGAUAAGUGAUCAGUCAAUAUCGCAUCUGUGCACUCGGACAAUUCGUUCGCAUAUCGGUGAAACACUUCGUUCGCAUUUAUGCGAUUAUCUGUUCGAUUUGCGAGUGCUGAAUCUAAUGUUUCAUUGUGAACGUUUUCGUUCGUUGAUUGCGUCCAUUGAGUCAACAAUUGAUCCGUUCGAUAUCACGCUGCUCGCGGCACCGAUCGCCAAAAAUGCUCGAAUUGCUGCACAGAGAUAUUCGGUUCGUCUUUGCCCUCUAAUCAUUUAUUUAUCAUUCAUAGUUGGAGAGGGAGGGGAAAGACUGCCUACACGGGGAAAUUCUCACUGUGAACAGAGGAGGGAAAAUCCGCCUCGUUUUCCAACCCUUAUGUGGCUGAAAAUCAAUUUGUUUGUUUCUCGUUAA
Molecule: messenger RNA, 519 nt
Organism: Anisakis simplex (herring worm)
Lineage: Eukaryota; Metazoa; Nematoda; Chromadorea; Rhabditida; Anisakidae
Source: the annotation of a GenBank genome assembly